ACAAUCUACGGUCAUUUCCUCCCCGUCUCUCCUCUUCUUCCUCCAUCAAUCUCUCUCUAGAUUUCCGCUCUCUACUUCCUCUCUGUAGGUUCUUUCCCUCUCAUGGCGAUCGCCGCAGAGACUCAACCUCAGGAGAAGGCUUCUUCAGAUGUUCCAGCAGUGGAGAAAAAAAGGUGGACCCUAAAUGACUUUGACAUUGGAAAGCCCCUGGGGCGAGGAAAGUUCGGUCAUGUCUAUUUGGCGAGGGAAAAGAGAAGCAAUCAUAUUGUGGCCCUAAAAGUGCUCUUCAAGAGCCAACUGCAACAGUCUCAGGUUGAGCAUCAGCUUCGCCGGGAAGUUGAAAUACAAAGUCAUCUUCGACACCCCAAUAUCUUGCGCCUUUAUGGGUACUUUUAUGAUCAGAAACGAGUGUAUUUGAUAUUAGAAUAUGCGGCCAAAGGUGAACUCUACAAGGAACUACAGAAGUGUAAAUACUUCAGUGAAAGGCGUGCUGCUACUUACGUUGCUUCAUUAGCUCGGGCUCUCAUAUAUUGCCAUGGGAAGCAUGUAAUACACAGAGACAUCAAACCUGAGAACCUGUUAGUUGGGGCACAGGGUGAACUUAAGAUUGCAGAUUUUGGAUGGUCAGUGCACACAUUUAACCGCAGAAGGACCAUGUGUGGCACACUGGACUACCUUCCACCUGAGAUGGUGGAGAGUGUGGAGCAUGAUGCUAGUGUGGACAUAUGGAGCCUUGGUGUACUUUGCUAUGAGUUUCUUUAUGGGGUUCCUCCUUUUGAGGCUAAGGAACACUCAGACACCUACAGAAGGAUUGUGCAAGUUGAUUUAAAGUUCCCCCCAAAACCAAUAGUCUCUUCUACAGCGAAGGACCUCAUCAGUCAGAUGCUGGUGAAGGAUUCUUCGCAGCGGCUCCCACUACACAAGCUCCUUGAGCAUCCCUGGAUCGUUCAGAAUGCAGAUCCCUCUGGUGUCUAUAGGGCUUGAUUCAAAUUGUAUGUUGGUCAUUUUUCAACAGGCCUCUGAUUGUAGCGAUUCAACAAGUUCUGGUUGAGUUUUUGGGUGAAUUGUGAUGGAAAAAAAUUUGAGUCUUUACGAAAAAUGGUGGUAUCUUCACUCAUAUCAUUUCAGUUUCUCACUUCUGUUCAAGUUCAUCGCAUUUUGUGUACCUGCAAGAAGCUCUUCUGUAUAAAUAAAACCAUAUUCUUUUGUACCUUAA
Molecule: messenger RNA, 1216 nt
Organism: Vitis vinifera (wine grape)
Lineage: Eukaryota; Viridiplantae; Streptophyta; Magnoliopsida; Vitales; Vitaceae
Product: serine/threonine-protein kinase Aurora-1
Exons: 9
Coding region: 103-984 (293 amino acids)
Biological process (GO): mitotic spindle organization; regulation of cytokinesis; protein phosphorylation
Cellular component (GO): chromosome passenger complex; spindle microtubule; spindle midzone
Molecular function (GO): protein kinase activity; ATP binding
Source: RefSeq, a predicted model, not a curated record